CGGGAGCGCGCAGAGAGGACAAUGCGAGAGCGCGUCUACACCAGUCCCAGAAGUGUCAAGCUCGUCGACGCAUACAGAGGAGUGGCAAGAGCAAAGAUUAUUCAUGCUAUUCAAUCAAUCAGGGAUGGGUGAGAACAAAAGGACAAACCAAAGAGCUCUCAAACAAUAUAGUUUUGGCCGUGGAGAAAGGAGACGGGGCAGAGAUGAGUUUAGCUCCUGAAGACACCACUCCACUGCGUUCCGGCCUGGCUGACUAAUUGCCUCCUGCUAUGUGGAACCAAUGUGAAGGACAUCUCACUGGAAGCCACAGGAGCUUUGUGAAGCCAGGGGGACACAAUACAUGGAGAGAUGACAAACCAAUCACUGUUGAUGAGGAAAUUGGAACCUCAACCCAGCACAUUAUCUUGAUUGAGGAUGCAGAGGCUGCAGGUCCUGGGGUCAAGCAGGAGAAGUCUGAAGGAGAGGAGGACCCACAGCGCAGCAGAGACAUCCAGAUUGGAGCGCCCCCUGAAUCCACGGAGGACCUCGCCGCCACACCCCAGCCCAAGACCCGACGCAGCAUCAUGGAGGAGGAGGAGGGUCCAGAGAUGCUGCUGGUGAAGGAGGAGGGGUGUGAGGAGGGUCUGGGGAACCCUGAGGGGACCAUGGUCAUGGAGGACAACCAGACUACACCUCCUCCUGAACCCACAGAGGAACCAGCUGAGCAGCACAGGACCACACACAGUCUCAAUGAGUCAGUAGACAUGGAGGAUGGGAAGCCUGAUCUUCUGCUGGUCAAAGAGGAGACAAUAGAGGAUGGACCAGAGAGCAUUGAUCUGCUGAGUGAACUAAAGAUGGGGGAGCAAGGUGGUUGGCUGGGGGCUAAAAGAGGAGAUUGGGCGGCCAUCUUGGAUUCCCAGACUGGUGCAGCCAAGGGCCCAGGGGACGACAUCACUGAGCAGGCCAGGACCAGAGGCGAUAUAGUGGAGUCAGUAGACAUGGAGGAUGGGAAGCCUGAUCUGCUGCUGGUCAAAGAGGAGACCAUAGAAGAUGGACCAGAGAGUAUUAAUCUGCUGAGUGGACUAAAGAUGGGGGAGCAAGGUGGUUGGCUGGAGGAUAACAGAGGAGACUGGGCGGCCAUCUUGGAUUCCCAGACUCAGAAGGGUGCAGCCAAUGGCCAAGCAGAGGUCAGUGGAUGGGACAGCGUCCUCAUCUCUGGGCUGGGGAACAACACUGUUAACCACAACCAGAAACAGAAACAGACAGUCAAAAACAAAACAACAUCCAAACAUAAUCUCAAUGACAACAGACUGGCUGAGACCAGGACGAGAUUUAGAUUUGGUCUGCGGGGACGGGGAGGUGUCCGUAUGCGGCAGGAGAGAACAGACACAGACUCUGCUAGCGAAGCUCCGUCCUGCUCCUAUAGUUGUGAUUCAGAGAGACUGAUGGCGUCUCAGAUUAACCCCCUAACAGGUGCUGCCUUCAGCCUGCCUUCUAUAGGAUCUAUCAACUGGAACAUGGACCCUGGGAGAACACAGACACUCCCUGGCCUUCAUCCUCACAUUCCCCUAAUGUUAAAUCAGACCUCAGACAAUGCCAGUGCCUCAACACUAAAUGGAUACACAAGCCCGGUGACAAAUGACAGUAGUAGUAGUAACGCUAUCAGUAGAUCCAGUGGCGAAGAGAAGCGUUUCCCAUGUUUAUUCUGUGGGAAAGCCUUCAGUUUCCCCAAACAGGUGGAGAUCCACCAGAGGAUACACACGGGUGAGAAACCCUUCAGCUGCCACCUUUGUCAGGCCAGUUUUUCACACUCAUCCAGUCUGAAGAGGCACCAGAGGAUGCACACCGGGGAGAAACCAUUUGGCUGCCACCUGUGCCGAGCCAGUUUUUCCCACUCAUUCAACCUGAAGAGGCACCAAAGGGUCCACACAGGGGAGAAACCGUACAGCUGCCCCCAGUGUGAGAAGAGGUUCUCCCACCAGCACCGGCUGAAGAUGCACCUGAAGGUCCACACAGGAGAGAGUCCGUUUGCCUGUACGCAAUGCGGGAAGAGGUUCUCAGAGAGGAGCUGCCUCAUGAUACACCAGCAGAAAAUGCACACGGCCCAUGUAUAGAGUAUAGUGAGAUCACCAUCUAACUGAGCAGCAGCAGUUAGGGAGAGCUAUUCAUACAAUUGUAUUAUUUUUGUUCAAUUAUUUUGUUUAAAUGUAGUGCUGUGUUCUCCACAUCUGGAGAUAUUAGUAGAUGUUUUUCCUUUGAGAACAUUGUUUGAUUUUGAGAGAGAUUGAUCAACCUGGCUCUAAAGGCUAGCUAGUCUACUAAGUCAUCUUGAUCAUCUGGCAAGAAGCAAUAAGGGCAGGAUUGAGGGACUAGGGCAUCAGGACAACGAGAAGAACGAUGAGGAGAAAUAGUGGAUAAAACCAACAUAAAAAAGGAAUUGAUUUGGAGGAUUUCUGGAGGAUUUCUAAAGGAAAGACAGUACAAGGCAUUGGAAAGUCAACAAACAAACAAAAACACACACAAAGGAGAGGUAGGAUAUCAUAGAUCUGGCCCGGGUAUCCUGGAAGGAUAUUGAUCUCAUCACGUCAGUAGAGGAUGCCUGGUUGCUCUUUAAAGUGCUUUCCUCGUGAUCUUAAAUGAGCAUGCCCCAUUCAAAAAAUGUAAAACUAAGAACAGAUAUAGCCCUUGGUUCACCCCAUACUUGACUGCCCUUGACCAGCACAAAAACAUCCUAAGGCGUACUGCAUUAGCAUCGAAUAGCCCCCGCGAUAUGCAACUUUUCAGGGAAUAAGGUAAGCUAAGGCUAGCUUUUUCAAACAGAAAUGUGCAUCCUGUGGCACUAAUUCCAAAAAGUUUUGGGACACUGUAAAGUCCAUGGAGAAUAAACGCACCUCCUCCUAGCGGCCCACUGCACUGUGGCUAGCAAACACUGUCACCACCGAUAAAUCUACGAUAAUCGAUCAUUUCAAUAAGCAUUUCUCUACGGCUGGCCAUGCUUUCCACCUGGCUACCCCUACCCUGGCCAACUACGCUGCACCCCCCGCAGAAACUUGCCCAAGUCCCCCCCGCUUCUCCUUCACCCAAAUCCAGAGAGCUGAUGUUCUGGAAGACCUGCAAAAUCUGGAUCCCUGCAAAUCAGCUGGGCUAGACAAUCUGGACCCUCUCUUUCUAAAAUUAUCCGCCAAAAUUGUUGCAACCCCUAUUACUAGCCUUUCUAACCUCUUUCAUAUUGUCUGAGAUCCCUAAAGAUUGGAAAGCUGCCACGGUCAUCACCCUCUUCAAAGAGUUGAGACACUCUAGGCCAAAACUGUUAUAGACCUAUAUCCAUACUGAAAUGCCUUCUAAAGUCUUCGUAAGACAAGUUAACAAACAGAUCACCGACCAUUUCGAAUCCCAACAUACCUUCUCUGUAGCCUUCAACACUCUACUCAGCAAAUUGGAUGUAGUCUAUCACAGUGCCAUCCGUUUUGUCACCAUAGCCCCAUAUACUACCCACCACUGUGACCUGUAUGCUCUCGUUAGCUGAACCUCGCUACAUAUUCGUUGCCAAACCUACUGGCUCCAGGUCAUCUAUAAGUCUUUGCUAGGUAAAGCCCUGCCUUAUAUCAGCUCACUGAUCACCAUAGCAACACCCACCCAUAGCACGUGCUCCAGCAGGUAAAUGUCACUGCUCAUCCCCAAAGCCAACACCUCUUUGGCACCCUUUCUUUCAAGUUCUCUGCUGUCAAUGACUGGAACGAAUUGCAAAAAUCAUUGAAGCUGGAAACUUAUCUCCAACUCCCAACUGUAAGCAUCAGCUGUCAGAGCAGCUUACUGAUCACUGUACCUUUACACAGCCCAUCUGUAAAUAGCACACCCAACUACCUCAUCCCCAUAUUGUUACUAAUUAAUUUUGCUAUUUUGCACCCCAUUAUCCCUACUUGCACAUCUAUCGCUCCAGUAUUAAUACUAAAUUAAUGCUAAAAUCUCACUACAUUUGCACACACUGUACAUAGAUUGUUUUGUGUUAUUGACUGUACGUUUGUUUAUCCCAUGUGUAGCUCUGUGUUGUUGUUUUUGUCACAAUGCUUUGCUUUACCUUAGCCAGGUCGCAGUUGUAAAUGAGAACUUGUCUUCAACUGGCCUACCUGGUUAAAUAAAGGUCAAAUAAUAAAAAUAAAAAAAUAUCAGGACAGGCUCGCAUUCAUGGAACGGUGUCAAACAUAUGAAAACCACGUUUGACUCCUUUCAUUCCAUUCCAGCCAUUACAAUGAGCCUGUCCUCAUAUAGCUCCUCUCACCAGCCUCCACUGACAUGCAUCAAUACUCAAAUUCUAAAAAUAGCAAUGACAACAGUAGCAGGAGCUUGGCAUAUUCCAUUUGAUCUACCAGCAGAAAAAAAAACUCUGAACAUUAUAAACAACAUCACAAACUAAAUCUGCUGAGGGAAAAUCCAGAAACAUUGUUGGCUGAUUACACCCUAAUUGGAGACUGUUGACAUCAGCUAACCGCUCGCCCACAUGACGCCAUACACGCUGUCUGCCAUCUGCCCGGUACAGUUGAAACCAGGAUUAAUCCGUGAAGAGCACUCUUCUCUUGGGUGCCAGUGGCCAAUCGCAGAGGUGAGCAUUUGCCCACUGAAGUCGGUUACAAGGCCGAACUGCAGUCAGGUCAACAAGCAUGCAGAUGAGCUUCCCUGAGAUGGUUUCUGACAAUUUGUGCAGAAGUUCUUCAGUUGUGCAAACUCACAGUUUAAUCAUCUGUCCACGUGGCUGGUCUCAGACCAACCCGCAGGUGAAGAAGCCAGAUGUGGAGGUCCUGGGCUCGUGUGGUUACACGUGGUCUGUGGUUGUGAGGCAAGUUGGACGUACUGCCAAAUUCUUUACCAUAAACCACCUCCGUCGUUUUUAGAGAAACAAACAUUAAAUUAUCUGGAAACAGCUCUGGUGGACAUUCCUGCAGUCAGCAUGUCAAUUGCCCGCUUCCUGUAAAACUUGAGACAUUGGUGGCAUUGUGUGAGUGGCCUAUUAUCCCCAGCACAAGGUGCACCUGUGUAAUGAUCAUGAUGUUUAAUCAGCUUCUUGAUAUGCCACACCUGUCAGGUGGAUUGUUUAUCUUGGAAAAGAAGACAUGCGCCCUAACAGAGAUGUAAACCAAUUUUUGCACAAAAUUUGAGAGAAAUAAGCUUUUUCUGUUUAUGGAACAUUUCUGGGGUCUUUUUUUCCAGGUCAUGAGAAAUGGGACCAACACUUAACAUGUUACGUUUAUAUUUUUGUUCAGUAUAUUCUUUAAAGAACAAGUUAACUAGUGACUUUGAGCAUGCGUUUAGGGAAGGGCACUCAACUUGUACUGCAGUGACUCAGAUUACUGAGAAUUGCCUAAAAUAAAUGGAUAAUAAGAUGGUAGUUGGUGUUGUAUUAGAUUUCAGUGCAGCAUUUGAUGUUAUUGAUAAUAAUUUGUUAUUGAAAAAACAAACUUAUGGCUUUACAUCACCUGCCAUCACAAGGUUGGAGAGUUACUUAUCCAAUUGAACUCAACGGAAGCUUCUCUAAAAUCAGAUAUGUACAGUGCGGUGUCCCUCAAGGCAGUUCCCUUGGGCUGUUAUUCUUCUCUAUUUUUACUUGUCUUACCAGAGGCAAAAAUGACUAUGUAUACUGAUGAUUGCACACUCUACACAUCAGCACUCUACACAUUGCACACUCUACACAUGAGCUCACUGAGACUCUUAGCAAGGUGUUAUAGUUAGAGUCAGAAUGGGUAAUUAACAAUAAACUGGUCUUAAAUACAUCUUAAACCAAAAGCAUUCUCUUAGACCUAAACCUCAACUGGAGUUGUGCAUAAAGGGUGCGACCAUUGGACAAGUUGAAGAAGCUGAACUCCUAGGAGUAACAUUGGAUGGUCAAGUCGUAUUGUCAAAUGUGUUGUUAAGAUGGGUAGAGGUAUGUCUGUUAUAAAAACAUGUUCUGCAUUUGAGACAAAGAUCAACUGUACCAUUUGUUCAGGCUU
Messenger RNA from Oncorhynchus masou masou (cherry salmon), 5963 nucleotides. RefSeq names its product zinc finger and SCAN domain-containing protein 21-like. The record is from RefSeq and is a predicted model, not a curated record. The transcript has 9 exons. Gene Ontology annotation, cellular component: transcription regulator complex; PcG protein complex; chromatin. Bases 270 to 2093 code for a protein of 607 amino acids. Gene Ontology annotation, molecular function: RNA polymerase II cis-regulatory region sequence-specific DNA binding; DNA-binding transcription factor activity, RNA polymerase II-specific. Gene Ontology annotation, biological process: regulation of transcription by RNA polymerase II. Lineage: Eukaryota; Metazoa; Chordata; Actinopteri; Salmoniformes; Salmonidae.